Molecule: messenger RNA, 2596 nt
Organism: Pelagomonas calceolata
Lineage: Eukaryota; Pelagophyceae; Pelagomonadales; Pelagomonadaceae
Source: the annotation of a GenBank genome assembly
GUAUUGUGAUAUGUUAUUUUACAGCCUCGCGGAGCCACGGGAUAAUCUCGUCGUAGUCCUGAUCUUUGAGCACGGCCUGGACCUCGUGGCCGGCCCGGCCGAGGACGAGCGUGCGGUUCGCCCGGGGAAUCACCUUCGAGAGCACGUGCAGGGGGACGUUCUUGUCCUGCGCCCCGGCGACGAUGAACACCAUACCCAUGGCAAAUUCGUUGACGAGACCCGCAGCCUCCCACAUUUGGUCGUCGCCGCCCGGGAAAUACGAGAGCUGGCUCGCGAGGAUCUGUCGUGCGCGCUCGGGUUCGUGCCGCGGCUCGAUCUCCGAGGUACCAUUAAUCACAGCACGGAGAUAAUUCGCGCGCGCCAGGGGGUCCGCGACCGGACACAGGGCCAGCGUAAAUGAAAAAUCCAUCGCGCAGCCCCAGUGAAACGGGUCCGCGGCCAGGGCCAGGGCCAUGUAACCACCGGAGGACGAGCCCGCGACGCCCCAGGCGAGGUCUGGAAACGCCUCGUGAGCCCACGCCGCGACGUCGCCCAGAUCACGUAAAGCCCCCGGGUGCGGGUUCCCGGCGCCUUGCCGAAACGAUGUGUCCAGCACCAUCAGGCCCCGCCGUGCGAAGCCGCGGCCCAGCUCCUCGAAGGACUCACAAGUGCCUUCCGAGAAGCAGCCGCCGUGGGCGUAGACGACGCCGGCGAACGCGUCGUGCGCGUCAUGCGGCCCCGGGGCUUGCUGCAGGACUGUCCAGUUCGUCGCCGGCGCGUAGACCCGCGCGUCGAUGGCGUGGCCGUCGCGGGCGGGGAUCGUGAACGCGUAGGUGGCGACCUCGUACGGGAGCUCGUCGCACUGCUGGGCAUUUGCGGCCAUGGCGACGACGAGCCAGCGGAGCAUUAAUCGAGCUUCGCGUCCGGCAGCCUUGGGAUCGUCUUCUUGCUGCGGUGCUUGAUGAGGGCAAAGGCGCCGGCCAGGCCCAGAACCACUGCUGCCGCGAGGAAUGCUGGUGUUGACAUUGAUCCUUGCAAUGCCUCGGCUUCGUUAAGCACCGUACUUGGCCACCACGCAAAAACUGGUGCUAGCGGCCGUAAGACACUAGCGAGGCACUCUCCUUUGCUUGCGGCGGCUUUGGGCGACGCAGCGGUGGAGACGUAAGGGUGGAACGCGAGAGAGACGUGCUUUUGGAACCGCGCAGCGCCAUGUCAUCUCCAUCCGCAUCGCCCGCAGCCAAGCGCUCGCGCACCGACGCGCCGCCGGGUGCCGCCGCCCAAGCGACGGCCGUCGCGCCCGCCAGACGGUCGCCCGCCGCGGGCGCCGCGCCGGGCCGGUCGCCACCUAUAACAAAAACGAGCCCCGCACUCGCCGGCCUGCGCCCGGGCAAGUCACCGGCCCUCGCCGGCGCCGGCCUGCGCGGGCGCAGCCCAGGCACCGCGCAGAAGUCGCCCGCCGAAAUCCUAUCCUCAAAAAAGCGCCAGCGCACGCCCCCUUCGGCCGACCGGCGCGACCGGCCGGAAUUACCCUGGACCGACCUCGUGUGUGUCGGGAAAGGUACUUAUGGAGAAGUCUACCGCGCGCGGCCCGACGACGCGCGGCGACGUACCCAGGGCACGACCGUGGCCCUAAAAAAAUUCAUCCAGCGCGACGACGACUGGGGCUUUCCGAUUACUACUCUUAGAGAGCACAAGAUCCUGCUCCAACUCAGACAUGCGAAUCUCAUACGGCUUCAUGAAGUGUACUCGCCAUCAAGUUCAUAUAAAAGCCCUGUUUUUAUGGUCUUCGAGUACGCGGAGCUCGACCUGGAGAUCGUCAUCCAGUCGCCAGUGGUGAGAACGAUAGACGAACCAAGACAAAAGUCCAUCGUCCAGCAGAUCUUGGAGGGCGUGCACUACAUGCACGCGAACCAGGUCAUGCAUAGAGAUUUGAAGCCGUCGAACUGCCUCAUCACGCGGAAGGGCGACGUCAAGAUCUGCGACUUUGGAUUAGCAAGGUCGUACAAGCCCGGCCACGCCUAUACUUUGCCUGUGGUCACUCUGAACUACCGCCCUCCGGAGUUAUUGCUAGGUUGUCGGCACUACGGGCCGCCGAUCGACGUGUGGUCUGUGGGCGCUAUCUUUGCGGAGUUGUUGAAGCGGGAGAUCGUGAUCACGGGCCGAGACGAAGGGGAUUACCUGCAGAAGUUGUACGCGUUGUGCGGCACGCCUCGGGAAGUAGACUGGCCCGAGGCCCGAAAAGUGUGUAAACAUUGGCGCGAGGCGUGUGGGGUGCGAGGCGUGGAGGACAAGGUCACGACCGAGCCGUAUCCGGUGGCCGCGUCGGUGCCGCGCCGGCGCCGCGUCCUGGAGGCGUUUGCGGAGAGGUCCGAGGCCGGCGCGAAACUACUUGACCGGUUACUGGCUCUCUCGCCGAAAAAACGCGUCACGGCCAAGGACGCGCUCGACGACGACUUCUUCUGGGAGGGGGCGCCGCCUUUAGCUGCUGGUGACCGUUCUUUACCCUGGGACUGCGACCUCGUGAGGGCGUCGCGCGACGACACGCAGCGGUCGCAAGCCAGAGCGCGGCAGAAGAAGGCCCAGCAGCAGCAGGCGGCUAAGUCCUAGUACAUUGUUA